GCCCGCAGAGUUGCCGCGGGAAAGGAUAAGCGAUUGCGGCACGCGCAUGAUGUCAAAAGGUUCCCGAAGGAAAAGGAACUCGACCUGAUAUCGGUUGCGGAUUCGAGGAAUCCCGAACCAGACAGAGCAGAGGAAGGACCGCUGCGCGGCCAGGAGUAUUUCAGGAACGUGUUUUGGCGUUCGUGGCAUCCAAGAACCAGAC
Messenger RNA from Amoebophrya sp. A25, 202 nucleotides. NCBI's taxonomy places the organism in Eukaryota, Dinophyceae, Syndiniales, Amoebophryaceae. The record is from the annotation of a GenBank genome assembly.